AUGUUAUCGAGCAAUGCUCGUUCUCAACUUUAUGGUGAUGAAGACCCCUUUCCUGUUGUGAAUUCAGAAGAAGAAAUGUCGACGUCAUUAGCUGCCGAAACCAAGAAGAAAAAGAAGAGACUCGUGAAGGGCUCUGAAAAGGAGCCAAGGAAGAAAGCAAAGGCCGACGUCCUCGUUACAAAGUCAGCAGUGGAAGAAGGGAAGAUUGUUCCCCCAGUGACCGAGAAGCCCAACGUUCCACCUAUGGAGUCUGGGCCAAGCAAUAAAUCGCCUGCCAAGGACAAAGGCAAAGGCCCUCUCAAAGAGGAGGAGAUCAUUUUACCCUCCCAUCUGUUCGUGGGAGGACCAACCGUGGCCGUCCAUGCAUUCGGCGAUCCACCAAAAGGUGAGUGCCCCUUGCUAGAGGAAUUUGCCGCUCAGUUGACAAAGUCCGACAGCGUGAGGCUGUGUGCUGCUUUCUUGUUCAGGAUGCUAUCCACGGGUGGAAUGGUGGUGGUUAUUGAUGAGAUGAACAUGGCCAUAACAGAAUAUGGAGGCCAUGGAGUUGCCGUUGCCAGCCUCAAAAGGCUCAAAACUACCUUUGUGGGAGUUUCUUUGUGGGGCCCUGGCCAAGAUGAGCAUUCCUGCUGGGAAUUGUCAAUCCUUGAUGUUCCCGACGAGUACAUUGGUGUGGAGCUUGAGGACGAGGAUGAUGUGGCCUCGGAGGAAAGGGAUAUAGGCACCUCUGGUUCUAAGGACAAGGAUCCUCCAGCCGAGGGAAACUCCCAUGAAGUUGAAAAUACCCAGUUGAGGCAGAAUCAACAGAUUACCAUAUCACCAUCGUUUCUCAAGAAGCAUCACGUACUCGCCCGAGUACAGCACAUUAUCUCGAUUAGGACUCACCGAUUCAUUUCAGCAAUGGAUAUGCUAAAAGGGAGAACUCGUGAAAUCGAGCUCCUUAUGGAAUAUAUCAAUGAGAUCCAGAACUUACUACUGGAUCACAAUAUUGGCUUUCAGAGCUUUGAGAAGCCCGAGGAGGUGGCAGAUCCUCGGACCAAGAGUUCUCGAGAAGAAUUCUUUUUGAGGAUCCAUGCUCAAGACGAGGAGAUUGUAGAUCUCAAGGACAAACUCAACCAAUGUGUAAACCUCCUCAGCCAACAUGGGUUUAGAGGCAUUAUUCAUCCUUCUCCUGAUAAUCCAAGUAGAGAAGUUCUUGUAAUAGUGUAG
This is a messenger RNA of Oldenlandia corymbosa var. corymbosa, 1206 nucleotides long. Lineage: Eukaryota; Viridiplantae; Streptophyta; Magnoliopsida; Gentianales; Rubiaceae. The record is from the annotation of a GenBank genome assembly.